GUUGAUGCUGAAUUACAGAUUUUGAGUGUAACUGUGCAAAGUUUAUAAACAGAUUUUGAGUGAAGCCUAGAAUGAUUGAAAUAAAGGGAGGUAAUAAUGUAUCCAGGUGACAAUAUACCACUAGCUCCUGUUACAUCUGCUUGGGAACAAAGAAAAUAUCAGCCAAUGCCUAGUGCAUUAGGCUCCGAGACGACAGAAGAAGUACAACCUCAAAAUGAAAGAAUCAUCUACAUUAACUCCUCACAACCUGGCAAAUACUGCUCAAAUAAAAUCUGCACAGCCAAGUACAGCUUGAUAUCAUUUUUGCCGAAAUUCUUGUUUGAACAGUUCAGAAGAUAUGCCAACAUUUUUUUCCUGUUCAUAGCAUUACUACAGCAAAUUCCGAAGGUUUCACCUACAGGAAGGUACACUACAGCUGUUCCAUUGUUAUUUAUCCUCUCUGUAUCCGCCAUUAAAGAAAUCAUCGAAGAUUAUAAAAGACAUAGAGCAGAUGACACAGUUAAUAAUAGAAAAGUUUUAGUGUUACGGAAUGGAGUGUGGCAGUCAUUAAAAUGGAAGCAUAUAGUUAUAGGAGAUAUAGUCAAGAUCAUUAAUGGACAGUUUUUUCCAGCUGAUCUCAUUCUUUUAUCAUCUAGUGAGCCACAGGCUAUGUGUUAUAUAGAAACAUCCAAUUUAGAUGGAGAAACAAAUCUCAAAAUCAGACAGGGUUUACCCCAGACAGCAAAGCUGUUAAAUAAAGAGGAUCUGUCAGAAUUAACAGGGACCAUAGAAUGUGAGCCGCCAAACAGACAUUUACUGGACUUUGUGGGAAAUAUACGGCCAUCUCGUAGACAGGCAAUACCACUAGGACCAGAUCAGUUGGUACUGAGGGGAGCCAUGUUGAGAAAUACUAACUGGAUAUUCGGUAUUGUGGUGUAUACAGGUCACGAGAGCAAACUGAUGUUAAAUUCUACGUCUGCUCCGUUAAAACGAUCAAAUGUUGAAAAAGUAACAAAUUUACAGAUACUGUUUUUGUUUGGAAUAUUGUUACUGCUAUCCCUUAUCUGUACAAUAGCCAAUAUGAUCUGGUCUGGUGAACAUAAAGCUGGACACUGGUACCUAGGCUAUGAUGAUUUGCCACCAUCAAACUUUGGAUAUAAUUUUCUGACUUUCAUAAUCUUAUUCAACAAUCUCAUCCCAAUUAGUUUACAAGUAACACUGGAAGUUGUCAAGUUUAUACAAGCUAUAUUUAUAAACUGGGACCUGGACAUGUAUUGUGAAGAAACUGACACUCCAGCUAUGGCUCGAACCUCAAACCUAAAUGAAGAAUUAGGACAGAUAAAGUAUAUAUUCUCUGAUAAGACUGGGACAUUAACAAGAAAUGUGAUGACAUUCCGGAAAUGUUCAGUUGCUGGUAUAAUGUACGGGAACAAUGAGGAAAGUGAAGGGGCCUUUAAUGAUGAUACCUUAAUACAGAACCUCAAACAAAAUCAUGAUACAGCAGGAGAGAUUCGGGAAUUUCUAACAUUAUUAGCAGUUUGUCAUACAGUUGUACCUGAGAAAUCUCCUGACUCGUCUAUAAUUUACCAGGCUUCAUCACCAGAUGAGGGCGCUCUUGUCAAGGGAGCUAAACAACUUGGUUUUGUGUUUUCUGCUAGAACACCAGAUGCUGUUGUCAUUGAUGUGUUUGAUAAAGAAGAAAGAUAUGAAAUACUUAAUGUACUGGAAUUUACAAGUGAUCGUAAGAGGAUGUCUGUGGUUGUAAGAACUCCAGAUGGGAAAAUCAAAUUAUAUUGUAAAGGAGCUGACACAGUGAUAUACGAGAGACUAGAAGACAAGCAUAAAUUCAGCGAUAUAACACUCCAGCAUUUAGAACAGUUUGCUCAUCUUGGGUUACGCACACUAUGUAUAGCCUCAACGGAAGUGAACGAAGAAUUUUACGAUGAAUGGAAACAUACUUACUAUAAAGCUAGUACGUCAAUACAGAACCGGGAGAAAAAACUUGAAGAGGCUGCAGAACUGAUCGAAAGGAGCUUAAAUCUCAUUGGUGCUACAGCUAUAGAAGACAAAUUGCAAGAGGGAGUUCCUGAUACAAUAGCUAACCUUGCCAAAGCAGACAUUAAGAUCUGGGUACUGACCGGAGAUAAACAAGAAACUGCCAUAAAUAUAGGGUAUUCAUGUAAACUUCUCACACAAGGAAUGCCGUUACUUCUUAUUAAUGAACAUAGUCUGGAUGGUACAAGGGAAGUGUUACGCAAGCAUGUAGAAGAGUUUGGCGACCUGAUCAGGAAGGAGAAUGAGGUGGCACUCAUCAUUGACGGGAAGACACUGAAAUACGCAUUGGCAUGUGACUGUAGACAAGAUUUUCUGGAUAUAGCUGUGUCAUGCAAGGCUGUCAUAUGCUGCAGGGUAUCACCACUACAGAAAGCAGAACUUGUAGAUUUGGUGAAGAAGUCGUGUAAUGCAAUAACACUUGCUAUAGGAGAUGGUGCUAACGAUGUCGGGAUGAUACAGGCUGCCGAUGUAGGUGUUGGUAUAAGUGGCGUAGAGGGGUUACAGGCAGCAUGCGCCUCCGACUAUGCCAUUGCUCAGUUUCAAUUCCUCAACAAACUAUUGCUGGUGCACGGAGCUUGGAGCUAUAGCCGACUGUGUAAACUUAUAUUAUAUUCUUUCUAUAAGAAUAUAUGUCUUUAUGUGAUUGAGUUUUGGUUUGCGUUACAAAAUGGAUUCUCCGGUCAGAUUCUGUUCGAGAGAUGGACCAUAGGAUUUUAUAAUGUGAUAUUUACGGCAGCUCCUCCCCUAGCAAUGGGUUUGUUUGAUCGGUAUUGUAGUGCCGAGAGCCGAUUAAAGUUCCCUGAACUCUAUAAGUCAUCACAAAAUGCUCAACAGUUUAAUGUGAAGGUGUUUUGGAUGUGGAUUGCUAAUUCUAUAUUUCAUUCCAUACUUCUGUUCUGGAUGCCCAUCAUAGCUUUACAACAUGAUGUAGCAUUCUCAGAUGGAAAAGUUGGAAAUUAUUUAUUUGUUGGAAAUUUUGUAUUUCAGUAUGUUGUAGUCACAGUAUGCCUCAAAGCUGGGUUAGAAACAAGUGCUUGGACUUGGUUAACACAUUUAGCCAUUUGGGGCAGUAUUGGAAGCUGGUUCCUGUUUUUGAUAGUGUAUAGCCAUGUGUACCCAACCAUAAACCUGGCACCAGAAAUGGUUGGCAUGGAUCGUUAUGUUCUUGGUUGUUCUGUAUUUUGGAUGGGUUUACUUCUUAUACCAUUUACCUGCCUCAUCAGGGACUUAGCAUGGAAAGUAUUGAGACGUACCAUGUUUAAGACAUUGAGAGAGAAGGUACAAGAAGCAGAGAUCGCUCAUGUUGACCCUACCACCAUAGUGCUUAGAUCUACUAAAAAAAAAUUAACAGAAACAGCACGUUUGCUACGCAAUGUGUUCUCCCGUUCCAUGAACAGGGUACCGGCCGGAGACCAACCACAUGGGUUUGCAUUCUCACAAGAGGAGCAUGGUUCUAUUGCUCAGGCUGAAUUAAUCAGAGUGUAUGACACAACAAAGGAGAAACCAUCGGGACACUAAAAUCGAGGGAGACAACUGUUUAAUAAAUGUAAAAGUGACAAGAGUUAUGGCCCAUACAUAGUGAUGUGUGUCAUUAUGAUAUUACAUAAGACUGAAUACUUUACACAAUGAAGUUAUAAGCAGAUGUUAGGGCAAGACAGACUCAGUAUACAGCUUUGUUGUAAAGAAUGCUUAAAAAUCAGAAGCAAAAUACUUCUUUCUUGUUGGAGAAAGAAUCAGAGGAUGUGGAGACUUUCUAAGGUCAAAGGUCAUAGGAAAAAUUUAAAAUGGAAGUUCAUGGUGACAUUUUUAAGGUGUUUAUUAAUUACCAGGAAUUGAAAUAUAUUUAUAGCAGUCAUAGUUAACCACAUAGAAAGAAUGCAGAGUAUCCUCCCCUUUUAAGUUGAAAGCAGUUUUGAAUACAAAGGUCAAGGUCUUUUACUGUUAAAUAAGGCCAAAGUUAGUCAUUUUUAAGGACUUAAAAGACCUUUGAACAUGGAAAUAUAUGGGUUUUUUCCUAUAUGUUCUUAAUUUCCAGUAAAGAUUUUAUAUGUCAAGUAUUAUGGGAUUUAAACAGCAAUGCCAUACCUGUUGGAACAGAUUCACCAUCUACAAUUUUAAUGACCUUUUGAAUUGGUGAUAAGUCGGUAUAGAUUCACCAUUAAGAAUUUAAAAGACCAUUGGAAAUGGCUAUAAGUUUUAUGUUAGUUGUUCAUAGGCAAAUUGAAUUAAAUUGUGGCCUUUGAUUAUUUAGAAAUCAAAUUUUUGCAGUGAUGUUGUUGUUAAGAUAGUUAUGUGUACAGGUUUUGCUAGCUAAUUUUCAUUUGCAGACAAAGUUGUAAUUUUAUUUAUUUCAUAUUGUAACAGAAAAUGUCUGCAUUGUUAAAGUGAAUUGGUCUAUAAUAGAAGGUCUGUUUUACAAAUAGAUAAUUAUGUUGAUAAUGUCUAUUAUCAAAACUAGCAACAAACCAUGAAAUACUUAACAUAUGGAUGUUGUUGGCAAGUAUGAGAUAUGGAACCUGAUAUACCAUGCAUUUAUAUAGCAGAUAAUAAAAUAUUCUAGAACAAAAUUGUAUUAUUCACAAUAUGAAUAUUCAUAUUCAAUCAUUUAGAGCUUUAUCAAUUUUUUAAGCAAUAUUUUAUAAAAAUAUCAAAAUGAUGAAUUUCUAUUGUUUUCAUCAAUAUUUGAAAUACUUAUGGAAAAUGUGCCCAUUGUAGAUCAAUCCACUUUAAUAUUAUCUUUGAACAGAUUUGAGCAUAGAUAGUUUCUUUAAGUAAGUCACAUGUAUAGAUCAUUUUACAAUAAGUUGUAUAUUAACAUAGAUUGACACUGUUUUUUAGAAAGUUUUUUAUCCUGUUUUUGAAAAUAAACUCUUUACUGGUUUCAAGUUAAAGAAUUUAAGUUAUGUUUUACUUGUUACAUGUAGUUAAAAGUUUGAAAAUUUAAAGGUUGAAAAUAUUUUAAUGUUGAACAUAUUUGAGACAUGAUUAUUGAGUUGUAUGAAUAUAUGUUAUAGUGUUUAGAUGUGCAAUACACAGUUAUGUUGAACUGUGCAAUAUAUUUUAUGGGUUGUAAUUUUCUGUCUCUUUGCUCUGAUGUGGUUAGUACUAUCAAAUUUUAAUUGUAUGACAUAAAUGCACAAGAUAAAUAGUCAUUUUAGAGCAUGUUAGAUGCUUAUCACCUGAAGAAAGUAGUGCUGUAAGUGAAAUAAUUGGCCAUUAAAUUAGGGAAAAUGUAAACAAAAUAGUAGUAUUUUGACUUCCAUACAAAAUAUUAAAACACUCAACCUGUACUACUUGCCAAACAGCAACAGAAGCAAAAGAUAAUGCAGGUAAUUGGCAAAUUAGUGAGUUUUUGGAAACUAUAACAGAGCACCACCAAUAAAAAAAGCUUUAAAGAAGUACGAAUAUAGCUUUGCUGGGGAGAAUGGACCUUUAAAGCAUGGAAUACAUUUGUUGAGCUAGAAAUAUUUCUUUGUUAGGAUUGAGAAGAUUUGUUUUUAGCUCACCUGUCACAAAGUGACAGGGUGAGCUUUUGUGAUCACUUUUCGUCCAGCGUCCGUCCGGCCGUCCGUAAACUUUUGCUUUAAAUGACAUCUCCUCAUAAACCACUGAGCCAAUUUCAUCCAAACUUCACAGGAAUGUUCCUUUGGUGGUCACCUUUAAAAAUUGUUCAAAGAAUUUAAUUCCAUGCAGAACUCUGGUUGCCAUGGCAACGGAAAGAAAAAUCUUUAAAUAUCUUCUUUUAAACAACCCCAAGAGCUAGAGCUUAGAUAUUUGGCAUGAAACAUCUUCUAGUGAGUGUCUACCAAGUUUGUUCAAAUAAAAGCCCUGGGGUCAAAAUUGGCCCCGCCCCAGGGGGUCAUUGAUUUUCCCUAUAUGCAUAUAGUAAAAACUUAAAAAAUCUUCUUUUAAAGAACCCAAAGAGCUAGAGCUAAGAUAUUUAGCAUGAAACAUCUUCUAGUGAGUGUCUACCAAGUUUGUUCAAAUAAAAGCCCUUGGGUCAAAAUUGGCCCCGCCCCGGGGGGUCAUUGAUUUUCCCUAUAUGCAUAUAGUAAAAACUUAAAAAAUCUUCUUUUAAAGAACCGUAAGAGCUAGAGCUUAGAUAUUAAGCAUGAAACAUCUUCUAGUGAAUGUCUACCAAGUUUGUUCAAAUAAAAGCCCUGGGGUCAAAUUGGCCCCGCCCCAGGGGGUCAUUGAUUUUCCCUAUAUGCAUAUAGUAAAAACUUAUAAAUCUUCUUUUAAAGAACCCAAAGAGCUAGAGCUAAGAUAUUAAGCAUGAAACAUCUUCUAGUGAGUGUCUACCAAGUUUGUUCAAAUUAAAGCCCUGUGGUCAAAAUUGGCCCCACCCCGGGGGGUCAUUGAUUUUCCCUAUAUGCAUAUAGUAAAAACUUAAAAAAAUCUUCUUUUAAAGAACCAUAAGAGCUAGAGCUUAGAUAUUUGGCAUGAAACAUCUUGAAUUUGUUCUAGUGAAUGUCUACCAAGUUUGUUCAAAUAAAAGCCCUGGGGGUCAAAAUUGACCCCGCCCCAGGGGGUCAUAGAUUUUCCCUAUAUGCAUAUAGUAAAAACUUAAAAAAUCUUCUUUUAAAGAACCCAAAGAGCUAGAGCUAAGAUAUUUAGCAUGAAACAUCUUCUAAUAAGUGUCUACCAAGUUUGUUCAAAUAAAAGCCCUUGGGUCAAAACUGGCCCCGCCCAAAGGGGGUCAUUGAUUUUCCCUAUAUGCAUAUAUAGUAAUAACUUAAAAAAUCUUCUUUUAAAGAACUCAAAGAGCUAGAGCUAAGAUAUUUAGCAUUAAACAUGUUCUAAUGGGUGUCUACCAAGUAUGUUCAAAUAAAAGCCCCGGGGUCAAAACUGGCCCCGCCCGGGGGGGGGGGGGGGGUCAUUGAUUUUCCUUAUAUGUGUAUAGCAAAAACUUAAAAAAUCUUCUUUUAAAGAACUCAAAGAGCUAGAGUUUAGAUAUUGAGCAUGAAACAUCUUUAAGUAAAUAUCUACAAAGUUUGUUCAAAUAAAAGCCCGGGGGUCAAAACUGGCCCUGCCCCAGGGGUGUCAUUGUUUUUAACUAUAUGUGUAUAGUAAAAACUUUAAAAAUCUUCUUUUAAAAAACCCAAUGAGCUAGAAAUUAGAUGUUUAGCAUGAAACAUCUUCUUAUGGGUGUCUACCAAGUCUGUUCAAAUAAACAAAUAAAAGCCCUUGGGUAAAAAUUGGCCCGGGGGUGGGGGGGCCUAUAUACAGGUGAGCGACCUCAGGGCCAUCAUGGCCCUCUUGUUAUUUAUUUUCUCAGUAAAAUUGACUAUAUCCAUAUAAAAUUGACUGAAGUGUUUUGAGGCUUUGCAUGAGAUUAUAAUAUUUUUGUUUCAGUCUGACAUAAACCUAUGUGUUGUGAUGUUUUUUUAAAGGUUAAAGAAAU
Ruditapes philippinarum (Manila clam) is the source of this 7438-nucleotide messenger RNA. RefSeq names its product probable phospholipid-transporting ATPase IA. The coding region runs from base 97 to 3552 and encodes 1151 amino acids. The record is from RefSeq and is a predicted model, not a curated record. Gene Ontology annotation, molecular function: magnesium ion binding; ATP hydrolysis activity; ATP binding. Gene Ontology annotation, cellular component: plasma membrane. NCBI's taxonomy places the organism in Eukaryota, Metazoa, Mollusca, Bivalvia, Venerida, Veneridae. The transcript is spliced from 38 exons. Gene Ontology annotation, biological process: phospholipid translocation.